This is a messenger RNA of Periconia digitata, 1709 nucleotides long. NCBI's taxonomy places the organism in Eukaryota, Fungi, Ascomycota, Dothideomycetes, Pleosporales, Periconiaceae. The record is from the annotation of a GenBank genome assembly.
GAAGAGAGUACAAUCACCCUACCUUGUUCUCACCAGAUUUACAACAGUAUACCGGAGACUUUGAACAACAUGGCACCUCCCUCUGCUAUAGAGGAGAUUGAGGGUGUCGUACAACGAAUUGUGAAGGACGACCAUGUGAGAUGGUGGAACAAGCCCAACCUCCGGUCUCUUUACCUCCUCCUCGUCCCGUUCUGCCUCUUCAUUGAAUCGACCUCGGGCUUUGAUAGUUCUAUGAUGAACGGCUUACAAGCGCUCUCAUACUGGAAAGAGUACUUCAAUCAUCCAAAAGGUGGGCAGCUUGGCCUACUUGUUGCGUGUUACAACCUGGGGGCAAUGACGAGCAUUCCAUUCGUGUCCAUUGUGAGCGAUCACGUGGGUAGGAGAUGGAGCAUUGUAUUCGGAAGCACUAUUAUGGUCAUUGGAAGUAUCAUGCAAGGUCUUUCUCAAAACCUUGCAAUGUUCAUUUUCUCCCGCAUCUUUCUGGGUCAUGGUAUUGUAUACGCCAUCAUCGCUGGGGCUGCUUUGUUAGGAGAGCUCGGUCAUCCGAAAGAGAGAGCGUUUCUUGGGGCCAUGUUCAAUGCGUUCUAUGGAUUCGGCGCGUUGCUUGGCGCAGGAAUCGUCGUCCGUACUGUGACUAUUCCAAACGACUGGUCGUGGCGCCUACCAUCGACCCUGCAAGCCUGUCCAUCGGUGAUACAGAUUGUUUUUGCCUUCUUCGUUCCAGAAAGUCCAAGAUGGCUCGUCUCCAAAGAUCGUAGCGACGAAGCUCUUGCUAUCCUCAUCAAGUAUCAUGCCGAAGGCGACGCUUCGCAAGAGCUACCUCAUGUUGAAAUUGCAGAAAUUAGGAAAGCACUCGAGAUUGAAAACGACAGCCGUAAAAGGGGAUGGAGCGAAUUGUUCCAAACCCGCGGCAUGCGCCGCCGCUCUCUGGUAGCUGCCGCCCUCGGGCUGUUUGUUCAGUUCAGUGGGAACAAUCUCAUCUCGCAAUACCUCGUGCCAAUUCUCGCCAAGAUUGGCAUCGAGGAUUCGCACACACAAGUGCGCUACAAUGUUGGCAAGGAAGCUUGGGGCCUGGUCGUUGGCAUCGUCAUGGCGGGAAUCACGCCAAGAUUUCCAAGGAGGCGCAUGUACCUUAUCGGUGCGAGUUGCUUGUUGGCCGUUUACACGGCGUGGACGAUUGCCCAGGCGCGGAACCGCAUUACCGGCAGCAAGGAGAGCGGAAUUGCAGUGCUAGUGAUGAUCUACCUAUACAGUCCCGCAUAUUGUAUUGCAUACAAUGCGUUGACGUAUGUGUACAUGGUUGAGAUAUUCCCAUACUACGUCAGGACCAAGGGGCUGUCCUGGUUCCAGCUUUGGGCUAGGUCUGCUGUAAUGUUCAGCAGCUUCGUCAAUCCCAUCGGCCUUGAGAAUGCGGACUGGAAAUAUCUCUUGGUAUACGUGUGCUGGCUGUGCUUCGAGGUUGUGUUCAUCUUUUUCAUCUUCCCCGAGACGUUUGGAAAGACAUUGGAAGAAUUGACCUUCCUAUUCGAUGACGAGAAGGACGCGAAAGAGCAGCUCUCAGCCAGUGCCCACAAGGCGUUGGGCAAUCCUACGACGGUCGAGAUUCACCAAACUGGCGAGAAGGCAGCUUAGUUGCAACGAUACGGACAUGGACAUAGGAGGGUGCUUCGAUUGAUGCAAAUGAUGAAGGUCAUAACUAUCGCUGUGUG